Molecule: messenger RNA, 528 nt
Organism: Strongylocentrotus purpuratus (purple sea urchin)
Lineage: Eukaryota; Metazoa; Echinodermata; Echinoidea; Camarodonta; Strongylocentrotidae
Product: probable E3 ubiquitin-protein ligase HERC3
Exons: 4
Coding region: 1-528 (175 amino acids)
Molecular function (GO): ubiquitin-protein transferase activity
Source: RefSeq, a predicted model, not a curated record
AUGACUGCAAUGCCAGAAAAUAAGCGAUCCCAGGAAUGUUCUGCGAUGUCAUAUCCAUUCCUCAUUGAUCUGAAAGAAAAGGCAAAUCUGUUAGAACACAGUCACAAGAGACAGCAAGAGAUUGCCACGGAACCGGAAAGAGAAAUGAUGGAAAUGGCAUUCAUGGAAAGGCUAUGGUUGGAACAAAUGUUCAUGUUCAAUCCUUACAUAAAUCUGCCCCCACCCCCUCCCAUGCCUAAUCCACGCCUUGAGCUCGUCGUAAAGCGGGAUGACUUCUUCGGGACGAGUGUCCGGGAGCGACUCUUAGAGAUGUUGAGGCUUCCCAAGUCUAACCUUCAGAAACCUCUCAUGGUCAUCUUUGAAGGGGAAAUGGGUAUUGACGAGGGAGCACUGAGUGUGGAAUGCCCUACCAACGAUACAGCGAUGAUGUGUGGUCUACUGUUUGGGCUGUCAUUGUUCAACAACGCACUUGUACCACUGCCAGCUUUCCCCCAACUGCUCUAUGCGAAGCUACUUGGAAAAGGGUAG